AUGGCCCGCGGAACAGAAGUGCCAUUCACCUUGCAACUGUUCACUUGGUGGGGCCGCACGCAAUGCUUGGUUGUGUUUGCACUGUAUGGUCAGGCACCCUUCCGGACAUCGGCUUGCAUUCGUGUCGACGUUGACUCGAUCUGGCACUCUGUGUGGAUCGAGACACCAGACAUCCACCGAGAGUGCGGCACAUCCCACCCAAUCCUCAGGACAACACCGUUGGUCAGUGGGGCCUUUCCAACAGCGAAUCGCACUUGGGCGCAAGUCAAGAUGACGCGAUACAAGAUUGACGGAAUGGACUGCACGCCGUCACGGAGCAGAAUACUGGAAGAUCUCGAGACCGCGCGACAGGAACUAGUCGGGAAUAUCAGUGCUCAGCGCCCACUGAGGGAAUACAGAAGGAAUGCCGAUCUCCUCGAGUUGCUGGAGCAAAUGCCCUUGGACAAUUUGAACGAGCCUGGUUUCCAACAUACGUUGUAUGUGAAGGGUACGAGGGCUGUCAGGUCUGGAUUUAUAGAUCAUCAGCAGUCCGUGAGACUGUUCGCAACUGGGCUCAUAAUGCUCCUGGACGACGAGGAGCAUGAGCGCGAAUUGCAGGCCCAGGUUCGAGUCACCAAGCAACAUAAAGAGCUGGCCAAGAAGCAGGGCUGCCACAAGAUCCCCGCCAUGGACAUGUACACAGGCCCAUCGCACGACAUGUACGUCAAUCGACGCCGCAUCAUGCCUGGAAAAAUGACGCUUCGUGUCCGAAAGGUUGAGCGCAUGAGGUCCCGCAGGAUACCGUUCACCAGCCCGGAAUAUGUGCCAAGUUCGGGUGGCGCGAUCCACGAUGGGCCUUAUACCUGCAUCCCAAUCUACAUCGUCGGAAAUUAUGUGUGUGUGCUGGUCUUCACAUCGAAGCAGAAGACUGGAUUCUCGAGCGUUCAUGAGGACGAGCAAAGUCGUUACGUUCAAGUUGAGACCGAAGGCAGCGCAUUUCAGAAAGAUCCGAGAUCAUCCACUGUGCUCUUCGUACGAGGCAUGAAUGAGUGCGAGGGCUCGAUGCUUUGCUUGACCAAGUACUUCGUGCGCUUGGACGAGGAGAUCUUGAUCGAUUAUGUCACCAUGACCGAGGAAAGCCUGGUGCAACUGAACGACUUGAUCAUUGAGGACAAAAGCGGAAACGAUGGCAUGGCAGGCUUUCUGGAAGGUUGUGACAUCUCAGAGGCAACGGCACAGGCACACCGAGGUGUCUUGUCGAACCAGCCGGAGGAGGAUUUCGCGUUGAAGGCGAUCGAGACGACUGGUGUCAACGUCGAUCCUGUGUCGUCGCGCCAUAUCAAUGAUGGCCAUACGGUCGCUCGCCCUUCGAACCCGCCGCAGACUGUGUCGUCGCGCGAUAUCGAUGAUGGUCAUACGGUCGCUCGCCCUCCGGGCCCGCCGCAGAGUGUGUUCCAAAACGAGUAUCUCCGUGGCAGGCCUCUUGAUGGCGGGUCUCGAGCCGGGAAGCGUCCGGCUGAGGCUCCUGUCACGCAUGAGGAAGGAGGGCAGAAGAAGCGAUGUAUGGCCCAAGGGAACAGUGCCAUGCGACAGAAACCCGUUACCAACGAGUCGGCAGGUCCACGAGCUCCCGCCCUGACUUAUGGCAAAGCCACCGACGGCGCGCCAUCUACCGAGAGGUCACGGUCGAGUGCAGUGGAGCUCCAAUCUGUGGCAUCCGUCAGCACCAAGGCACCCACCAUGCGGACCGAUAUGAAGAACAAGUUCGACGGGUUGGCCGCAGGCCUGGCAGAUGUUGGCAAGCGGCGUGCCUAA
This is a messenger RNA of Cercospora beticola, 1794 nucleotides long. RefSeq lists its product as uncharacterized. NCBI's taxonomy places the organism in Eukaryota, Fungi, Ascomycota, Dothideomycetes, Mycosphaerellales, Mycosphaerellaceae. The record is from RefSeq and is a predicted model, not a curated record.